This is a messenger RNA of Trichosurus vulpecula (common brushtail), 7144 nucleotides long. It is a transcript of the gene PPP1R3D, whose product is annotated as protein phosphatase 1 regulatory subunit 3D. Gene Ontology annotation, molecular function: glycogen binding; protein phosphatase 1 binding. The transcript has a single exon. NCBI's taxonomy places the organism in Eukaryota, Metazoa, Chordata, Mammalia, Diprotodontia, Phalangeridae. Gene Ontology annotation, biological process: regulation of glycogen biosynthetic process. Gene Ontology annotation, cellular component: protein phosphatase type 1 complex. The coding region runs from base 492 to 1394 and encodes 300 amino acids. The record is from RefSeq and is a predicted model, not a curated record.
AGGGAGCACCUUCUCAAAUUGCAACGUUGUAUGCAGCGCAGCUGAUGUGGGGCUGGUGGGUGGGGCAGGGAAAUUUACCCUUCCCGUAACCUUUUUUUUUUCUCCUCCUUUAGUUUAGGAGUAGGGAGAAGACCCUACCCCCAGCCCCCGAAUUACCCACUCCCAGCCCCCACCCCGAACCCCUGUGGCGGCUCCUACAAGUUACUGGUACCGAAGGGGGAAGUAAAAGCAUUCCCUUUUGAAACAUCUUUUUAAUUGCAGCAAACGGAAAAGGAUUCGGGCGCUUGUGGCAGCUGGAGAUAGAAGGUAGUCCCCAGAGGCUUCAGCUCCAGCUGCUUUGUGCUACGGUAUCGUGACAGCUCUGGUUAUUGCAGGAGCUUGGAUAAAGGUUCUGCCAGACGUGCUGGAAACUGCCUGAGACUGGGAGGGAGAGAAGGAGAGAAUCUUGGACUCUUGGUCGCUCAUCUCAAUCUCUCCAGCAACUCCCGGACAUGUCUAAAGGGCCGGGUUCCCUUGUCCUGGCCCCCUCCCCCUGUUUGCGUCAGUCCGUACCCCGAACUGCUCUGAGGAGCCUCAGCAGCCUCACCGACUUGGACCGGGGCAUGUCCCAGGCACCGAGGCCAAGCAACCCUGUCUCUGCUCCAGGGCCCCAGGUCCACCAACAGCAGCCACGUUCCUCCAGCUGCGACCCUUGUUUGAGGCCCAUUAUCCACCGCCGAGCCCGCUCGCUCCCCAGCUCCCCCGAGCGCAGGAAGAAGGCGUCGGGGAAUGCGGGGGCCCAGUGCAGACCCGGCUGCAGUCGACAGCAUCGGGUGCGGUUUGCUGAUGCUUUGGGUCUGGAGCUGACCCAGGUGAAGGUUUUCAACGCCGGGGAAGACCCGUCGGUCCCACUGCAUGUCCUCUCGAGGCUAUCCAUCAACUCCGACCUCUGCUGCAGUAGCCAAGACUUGGAGUUCACCAUCCAGUGCCUGGUUCCGGACUUCCCGCAGCCAGCGGACCGCAACGACUUCUCCAUCCGGCUGCAAAGCCAGCGGGUCUGCCUGGAGCGGGUCACCAGCUCAGACUUGGGCUUAAGCGGCACCAUCCAGGUGCUUAACAUGGCCUUCGAGAAGCAGGUGACUGUACGCUACACCUACAACUGCUGGCGGACCCAGCAGGAGGCAGGAGCCCACUGGCGCAGCAGUGAUGGGGAUUCAGAUGUGUUCACUUUCUGGUUCCCUGUACCCCCCUAUCUAUUGGGGAUCAGUUCUGGGGUCCAGUUUGCAAUUAGAUACCGAGUCGGGGGUAACGAGUACUGGGACAACAAUGAAGGUCAAAACUAUAGUCUCAGGUGCCAGACCCAUCCUCUCAAAAUACCCCAGGAAUGUGAGGAGAGCUGGAUCCACUUUAUUUGAGUUAGGGUCAAGGGGAAUUUUUUGGGGGGGUGGGGGGAGAAGCUUACUUUCAGGAAGAGUACCAGAGGGGUAUUUAAAAGCUUUUCAGUUUUUGUCAACCCUGUGAACAUCUUGGAACAUUUCCAGCACAUUCUGCAUAAAUCAAUACUUAACAGGGCCUGUUUUAUAUGGGAACCAUACUAGCAGAAAUUACAAGGAAAUAUUAAAAUUAGAAUGAAGGAAGGGCCAUAAUAACGUUUUUGUCCCUUUCUCUUGGACUUCAUGGCAUACUCAUCUAAAAUCUAAACCAUUUAGCUGUUGGAGUGGAGCUCCAUUGUCUGUCUGCAAGGCCUCCUUUCAGCAGAGUUUCCUUUAACCUAAAACUAGAAACAAACUUGUUCUAGUAAAGGUUUAAAGCAUGUAUAUGUGUAAUAGCAAAUUAGCUUUUUAGUUUGGGAGACCGAUUCCUACUGUGUAAUGUGGUAUUUAUGAAUGUUUGUGCUAGUCUGGCAAGCACUGCCUGUGGAGAUUAAGUUUUGCUAAGUAUUUUUGGAAAGGUCAUUUCUCUCCUAGAUUUGUAGGAAGAACUCUGAUUUUUUGCAUGUAACAUAAAUGUGUCCAUAGAGCUUAGGCACUGUUAACAUUUGUGAUUUUGGUAUGUUUUCCUGUAGACAAAUGCCUUCCCAAGAAUAGGGACAUUUACCAUUUCAAUAGGCUUAAAAAGAAUGAGUAGUGUUGGUUGUGUUGUGCCAGCUGUAAACAGAAUGUACCACUUUCUGAGUAUGAAGAACAUUAUCGUACUUCAUGGUAUUUUGGACACGUCUCCAGUCAAAUAUGAGAUCAUAUUUAUUUGUCAAUCUAUGGUUUACAUCUCUGUAAGAGUAGAGGACUAUUAAUAGUACAGAAGUGUAAACUGAAUCACAUAACCAUUCAUGUGCUGUAGCUUGCCUACCCAUGUAGGUCUAUAUUGUACAUGGGCAAGAGCCAACAGUAGAAUAGAUUUAAAACAUAAUCACUUCUGCCAAAAUCUAAAUGUUCUUGCAGUUGGCUUUCCUAACUAAAAUAUUUCCAUUAUAGAAACCUAAUAAUUAUUUGUCUGCAUUAAUAUGUGUGUUUUAUUGCAUAAUUCUAUUUAGAUCUGAAACUACUUGAACAUUUUAAGAAAUCUUGCCUUAAAUUAUUGUGUUUAGUUAACCCUAAAUCCAGAAUACAGUUUCAGGUGAAAGAGGCUUUUACUAUUACAUUUAUGAAGUUAAAAUGAUUUCUUAUAUCUGUUCAGAUAUCAAGAUUAUAUUAGUCAUGUUUCAGAGUGAAGAUGUUACAAAAAUUUACAAGACAUACAUCAACAGCAAAAAAGAUUGGUGGUAAUCCACAGAUGUUUCUACUUUUUUUUAACAGUUUAAACUGUGUGUCUGGCAGUAUCAGACACCUGUAAAUUUUAGCUGUGAUCUCUUGUGCCUUCAGAAAAUAGAGAAUUCCAAAUUCCAAAUAUUUUUUUUUAGUUUUCUCUUAUUUUGUAAUUUUAAAAAUAUUUAAUAUAUUCCCUCUCUCCAACCCGAGGAUAGCAUGGAUAGGACAGUAUUUACUAAAACCGUACCACAAUUAUAUAAGAAUUCAUUAGUACAAUAAUGACUUCUUAUGGUGCUGACUGGUAUCUCUGACAGCUAGCGUAGCAGAUUAGGUGUCAACGAAUUCACUAAGAUUUCAGAUAGAAAAUAUUGUAACACCUAACACUGUGAUUUAAGUUUUUGAAUAUUAGUUGGGAUUUGUUAAAUCAGUAAUUUCAAGGUUGUUUUUGCAUUUCAAUCUAUGUAGUUUUGCUUAUAACUUGUGUUUAAGAAUCCAAGAGAACAGCAAGCGCCAUCUCUGUAACCUCUUGAUCUUAGAUCACUCAGUUCUCUGUAUGGAAAUUGAGCCAUAGCUGGUUCUUAAAAAUUGUGCCCUACAUUGUCAUGCAAGAGAGAGACAGGCCCAGUUGCAUUUCCUGUUUUACUGUCCAACUAAGCCAAAGGGCUCUGUGGUCCUGGCUUCUGUGCACUUAUCCCCUGCCAGAUGGGGGAGCACAAGACAGUGGUUGGGUAUUUUUUGUAUUAUAUUAGUGAUUGGCUGCUAAAUUUUUUGGAGUGUAGCUUAAGGACCACAGAAAAUGUGUAAAAUUCACGCUGUCAUAAAGUGUUCUAUGUAUGGAAAGAUAGGCAAUAUCUUAAUACAUCUUACUUAAAUAGUGCAUCUUUAGGGUUUGAUGAGAUAAGCUCAGGGUACCUUUAAAAUUAUUAAGAUCUAGAAGUUUUAAAACAUGGAAUCCAUGAACAAUUAAAAGACCAAAUAUGGCUGAUUAAUCAACAGGGAAGCUGUGGAACACCCAAAGCUCUUUUUAGAACAUAAAUCAAGACUAAACAUCAACUGUUGUUUAAAUAUCAUAUUUUAUUGUAUAAUUAGUCGGUUUCCUUUUUGAUCAUUUUUAAUAUGAUCACUGGCUUUUUUUAAUUUUUGCACCCAUUUUUUUCCACUUAUUAAAAGUUUUAAUAUAUGCACAUGUUGGUUGUUAUUUCUAGCAGUAUUGGGUGUUUUUUCUUUGCCACCUUCUUAUAACUUUGGUUUAAAUUAUUUCACACACAAGUUUUUCUCUCAAUGUUUAAUGUUAUUUUAGCAAAAAAGUGUUGGUUUUAUCAUAAAAUUUCAAUAGCCUCCUUAUAAGUAGUAGUAUAAUCUAGUGUAAAGGAGGAAUUUUUGUGUAUUGCAGUGAUAAUGCUAAAUUUUCAAAAGAACAUUAAGCACUAAAGCCUAUUCAUAUGUCUUGUGUUAUUUGUCAAAGCAUGGAUGAUAGUCAUGGAUUGAGAAAAAAAAAUUUACAUUUACCUUUAUAAAAUUACAAAAUAGCCAUAACUAAGAGUGCAAGUAUCACUUUGUCUUAUUUCUGACUUAAGAAGCUUUUAAAAAUUACAUUGUUAUCAGAAAGUGUGGAAUUAAUUUUGAAAUUAGUGUUUCAUUAUCUCAAAAUUCAUUAAAUACAUAGCACAUCCUUCAAAUUUACUGGAAAUGAAAAUGUAUUCAAAUUGUAAUAGUUAAUUAAAUUACUUUCAUAUAUAUAAUGUUUAGUACAAAGUGGCCCAGGAAAUUUUAUAAUGUAUUGAAAUGAAAUUCUUUUGGCAUUUCCAAUAUGUAGGUGUCAAUGGUCCAGACUUUUUUCUAAGAACUUGUUUUGAUAUGUACUUUAUUUAUAAUUAGUUCCCCAGGGAAAUAAUCAUAAAUGUUUCAUUUAAAAUUGGUUUUUUAAAGUUUAGAACUAGAAUAAGUGUUAGGGGGAAAUAGAGUAUCAUUACCUAAGUCAUUAAAAAGCACUCCAGUGCUGGGUUAUGGUCUUGACUCAGAUUUUCAUUGAGUAGCUAUUGGAUAUACCUUUUGAAAUGAUAAUGAAUGACUUUAAAAAAUCUGAAAUAGUUUGAGGUUUUUAUUAAAAAAUUCAUUAUUAGCACUUUUGGUGUUUUUAUGAAAGUUUCGUGUUUACUGAAAUAUUUGAGACCUUAGUCUGAUAAUUAAAGUGAAAUACUAAAUGAAUGGAUUCUUCAAAAAUUAUUAUAACCCAUGUAUAAAUUACAGGAACAUGGAAUUUUAAACUUAUAAGAGACUUUAAUGAUCUAAUCCAAUUCCUUCAUUUUCACUGCAUUCUAGAAAUGUAAAGUGACUUUCCCUAGGGCAUCUUGCUAGUCAUUGGCAGAAAAAGACUAGACUCCAUUCAUGUCUCUUGACUACCUCUAAGUCAGAUUCUCUUUCUACUACCUCAUGCUACAUCUCCAAUUCUACAUUGUGGAAAAAAGAAACAAUAUUUUCAUGUCUCAGUAGAUAAUCUAUAGUGACAGUAAAUCUAGUUACAAUUCAUUUUCUACAAUAACCAAUCCAUCACAACAAAAACUCCCUGGCCCCAAAUAGCGUGCUAGAUAGGAAGAAUUGAGCUCACGCAUUUCUUUUGGCCAGUCAUUAUUUCAAAAGGCAAAAAAAGUUUACAGAUACUAGGUAAAUUUAGGUUAAGAUAAAUUGAGUUUGCUUUCAGACUUAUUUAUCGACUAUUGUGAAAUAAAUACCUAUACUACUCAGCUUCAGGCUUUCAAAACUAGUUCUUUGUCCUAAAUACUGCCUACUUUCCCCAAGUUAGAGGACUACCAAGUACUUUUAAAAGCACAACUUGUCCUUUUAAGUAAUUCCUUAUUAAAAAGAAAUUCAGUUCAAAGAUUCAGUUUGUAAAAAUUUAUUAAGUUCUGUUUAAUUAAGAGCACUGUGCAAAGAACUAAGAAAUAAUUCACUUGAAAUGUAUAGUAUUGUUGGGGAUGGAGUAAAUAGAGAGUAUCCCUUUUAAUGUAGUUUUGUGAAAGCUUAAAACUAAAGGAGACACCCUGUAUAUAAAUAACUACUAUGUAUGCAUUCAAAAAGACAGGUGGUAUGUAAGGAAAGUUAUCUGCUAGGGUCUCAGGGGAAGCAUUAUGAAGGAGGUGGCAUUUGAGCAGGACUUUAAAAGCUGAAUGGGAUUUCUUUGUGGUAAUGAAGGGCAGGAGUGGGUAAGAGGAUUCUAUUUAAAGCAGGUGCUCAUAGUCUUUUUUUGGCGUUAGGAACUCCUUUGGCAGGCUGGUCAAACUCUAUGGACUCUCAGAAUAAUGUUUUUAAAUGCAUAAAACAAAAUACAAAAGAAAUCAAUCAUAUUAAAAUACAGUUAUCAAGAUAUUUUUCUAAAAGUUAAUAGACUUAAGAUUAAAAACCCUUGUUAAGAAGGGAACUGCUUUUUAAAGGCAAGUUUAGCCUUUCUUUGAGAUCUCAUCCCUACAUUUAUUUCUCUAGAAGUAUAAAGCUUUUGCUGAAGCGUAGAAUUUUGCAGCCUAGGAAACAGGCCCAAAUAAAGUGUCUUGGCCAACUUCACACAAGUAGUAAGUAGCAGUAAUUAUUUUUCCCUAUUACACUGUUUACUAUCCCCUCCAACAAAUUGUAACAAUUCAACUUUAAAUUUGAGGAAUACUGGGUUUUAAUGGGUUAAAGUUAGAGAAGAGCAACUUUUUAAAGCUUCUGAACCUUACUGUAGGUCUUAUAGUCCAGAUAGCAAACUUCUUAGGCAGUAGUGACAUCUACUGGCUCUUUAAUAUUUUCCCCUUUAAGAUAGGUGAGGUUCUUGGGGUGCUCCUGCAUUGAUUACUAUGCCAAUUACUUCAUGCCCCUAAACACUGGAGGGCCUCCUCAGUAAGACAUUGUCUCUCAAGAGUUUAGCCAAGCUAUAUACAUAGUGGAAAAACCAAAUGGAUGAACAAUCCCAAUUACCCAGGUUAUAAAUAUCAAGUUAGUAUAUAAAUUCUAGAUGCUGCAGAUGGUUGAGCUGGGCCGAGUUGAAAAGGAGAGUAGUGUUGUCAUUUAGAAAUCUGCACAGUACUUUUCAUUAUCACAAACCUUAGCCUCAUAGCCAUCAUUUUUAAUGUCACUAUUCUCUCGGUGAUUCUAUAUGGUGGUAAGACAUGUGACAUGACUAAUAUUCACAGUACCAGACAACUAGGGGAAAAAUGAAAAGAUUGGGUAGAAAUAAUCUGUAACAUGUUACUAUGACUUUCCUGUGGCUAAAAGAUGUUUCAGGUGGGCACAUUAAUGUCUCGUUGGAAGAACCGUGAUUGAUCUAAAUAUUUUGGGGAAGCAAUUUUUAAUUAUUCAAGGAAAAUAACUAAAAAUGUCUAUACCCUUUGGCCCAGAUUCCAUUGUAAGAUUAAUGACAAAAAUAAAGCCUAUAUUACACCAAAACA